Messenger RNA from Acanthaster planci (crown-of-thorns starfish), 1304 nucleotides. RefSeq lists its product as uncharacterized. Gene Ontology annotation, biological process: regulation of transcription by RNA polymerase II. Gene Ontology annotation, cellular component: nucleus. The record is from RefSeq and is a predicted model, not a curated record. NCBI's taxonomy places the organism in Eukaryota, Metazoa, Echinodermata, Asteroidea, Valvatida, Acanthasteridae. Gene Ontology annotation, molecular function: RNA polymerase II cis-regulatory region sequence-specific DNA binding; DNA-binding transcription factor activity, RNA polymerase II-specific.
GGCGGUGUCCGUCAACAUGGCUUCCCCACCGCCGCUUCUGCCCAUGCAGGUGGCCAACUCGUCCCUCCUAGGCCAAGCGCUCCAGGCAGCUAACGAUAUGGGCGGCCUGUCGGCCUUGCAACUCGCCGUGCAGCAACAGCAGUUGCAACAGCAACAGCAAUUUCUACAUGCCGUGCAAGCGGCUCAUGCUCAAAACGCUGGGCACAAGAUGAUGUCGCCUACACCAUCUAAUGAGCAGGCCUUGACGCUCAACAAUCAAGGCGCCUCCCCACCUGGUGAUACCGAUUCAAGAGAUGAAGAGAAGACGGCCCUGGUUAACCUGAUGCCUCCCUCCAGCCUCGCCAGCCCGGUAUCCAUUCAACAGGGUGACCAGGCCGACCUCCACGCCAUGGUGCCGUCCUCCCAAAUGCAAACGCCGAUCUCUAGCCAGCUGUUGACGACCUCUACCUCGUCAGACAACGCCUACACCAUGCCGGCCACCGCUGCCGCCGCCCCUCUGCCGUCCAUCAACAUGCCGGCCGGCAUGAUGGCCGGGACCAAUCACGUUUCCAACCUCAACAUGGGCCUGGCGCCCCAUCUCAUUCAGCUCAACAACCCGCAGGCUUCAAUGCCGGUCCCACAAAUGGUCAUCCAGCCCGGAGGCCCAGCAGGGCAGGAGAUGGUGUCUCCUGAACAGAUGAUGGUCCAGGGUGUGGCAAAUAUCACGAACAACAACAACAUCGACAUGAUGAGUAACAUGCCGACUCAGUGCACGUCCUCCAGCACCAAGAGGAGAAACAGCAAGAGGCCGGUCCCCGACACCGAAAAGGACGAGAAAUACUUUGAGCGUCGAAGCCGAAACAACAUGGCGGCCAAACGAUCGCGAGACUCUCGUAAGCGGCGAGAGGAUCAGGUGUCCAUGCGAGCCAACUUUUUGCAGAAGGAGAACGACAUCUUGCGGGCCCAGCUGGCAACUUUGCGACAGGAGGCCAACUCCCUAAAACAGUUGUUGACCCAGCAACGGCCUAUAAUGCCUGCCCAAAUGUCCAUGCAAAUGCCCACCCAACUGAUGCCGAAAAAUAUGCCCGAAUGAUGACUUCUGCCAUGAAAGGAGAGAACAUCGGGCCUGAUGACCCUUUAAAUGGGGUGGCCAAACCACACGGGUCAUUUCAUUCCUGUCUCUCUCUCUCUUUCUCUCUUCGAUAUCAACGCCAUGCGUUUAUUUUCUAAUUGGGCAUUGUUGGUUUCUUGUGUAAUGUCUUUUAUAAAUCGUGGAUGUUUAUAAGUUCAUUCCAAGUAUCAAUAAAAUCAGGCGUUGUAAGGGC